Molecule: messenger RNA, 2812 nt
Organism: Poecilia reticulata (guppy)
Lineage: Eukaryota; Metazoa; Chordata; Actinopteri; Cyprinodontiformes; Poeciliidae
Source: RefSeq, a predicted model, not a curated record
AUGUUGCUGGUGCAUGCUCCUGAAAAUGCAGACGGCUUCAGAGCAUCCAGUCAAGAUGAGACCAGCAUCACCCUGCAGUGGAAUAAAGUGAACAACAAUACCAGCUUUGUUCUCCAGUUUAAUGGCACAGACACAUUCAUCAGAGCACCAGAUGGAAAUGAACCAGUUAACCACACGGUGUCAUCUCUCACUGCUGGAACCAAAUACACAUUCACUCUGUUCUCUGUGUUUGAGAACGUUAGAAGUAUAGGAGUACAGCUGACAGCUGCCACUGCUCCUGGAAAUGCCGACGGCUUCAGAGCAUCCAGUCAAGAUAAGACCAGCAUCACUCUGCAGUGGAAUAAGAUAAACAACAAUAUCAGCUUUGUUCUCCAGUUUAAUGGCACAGAGACAUUCAUCAGGGCACCAGAUGGAGAUGGAUCAAUUAACCACACAGUGUCAUCUCUCACUGCUGGAACCAAAUACACAUUCAGUCUCUUCUCUGUGUUUUACAAUGUCAGGAGCAGUGGAGUCAAUGUUACCUCAUCUACCAGUCAGAUCAGGUUAACUGGUGUUGGAUUACCUCGAUGUUCUGGCAGAGUUGAAAUCUACCACAACAGUACCUGGGGAACAGUCUGUGAUGAUAUCUGGGAUUUAAACGAUGCCAAUGUGGUCUGUAGAGAGUUAAACUGUGGAACAGCAGUGAAUGCUACCAGUACAGCCUUCUUUGGUGAAGGAACAGGACAGAUCUGGCUUGAUGACGUGUCGUGUUCUGGCWAUGAAGCUUCACUUACACAGUGUSGGCACAGAGRAUUUGGGAYACAYRACUGURGACACWGKSAGGAUGCUGGUGUCAUCUGUUCAGCCUUCUUUGGUSAAGGAACAGGACAGAUCUGGCUUGAUGACGUGUCGUGUUCUGGCAAUGAAGCUUCACUUACACAGUGUGGGCACAGAGGAUUUGGGACACACGACUGUAGACACUGGGAGGAUGCUGGUGUCAUCUGUUCAGCUCCUGGACAUGCUGAUGACUUCAGAGCAUCCAGUCAAGAUGAGACCAGCAUCACUCUUCAGUGGAAUAAGAUAAACAACAAUAUCAGCUUUGUUCUCCAGUUUAAUGGCAAAGAGACAUUCAUCAGAGCACCAGAUGGAGAUGGACCAGUUAGCCACACAGUGUCAUCUCUCACUCCUGGAACCAAAUACACAUUCAGUCUCUUCUCUGUGCUUUACAAUGUCAGGAGCAGGGGAGUCAAUGUUACCACAGCUACAAGUCAGAUCAGGUUAACUGGUGUUGGAUUUUCUCGAUGUUCUGGAAGAGUUGAAAUCUACCACAACAGCAUCUGGGGAACAGUCUGUGAUGAUUCUUGGGAUUUAAACGAUGCCAAUGUGGUCUGUAGAGAGUUGGGCUGUGGAACGGCACUGAAAGCUACCAGUAGAGCCUUCUUUGGUGAAGGAACAGAACACAUCUGGCUUGAUGACGUGUCGUGUUCUGGCAAUGAAACUUCACUUACACAGUGUGGGCACAGAGGAUUUGGGACACACGACUGUGGACACAAUGAUGAUGCUGGUGUCAUCUGUUCAGGUCAGAUCAGGUUAGCUGGUAAUGGAUUACCUCGAUGUUCUGGAAGAGUUGAAAUCUACCACAACAGCAUCUGGGGAACUGUCUGUGAUGAUAUCUGGGAUUUAAACAAUGCCAAUGUGGUCUGUAGAGAGUUAAACUGUGGAACGGCACUGAAAGCUACCAGUACAGCCUUCUUUGGUGAAGGAACAGGACAGAUCUGGCUUGAUGACGUGUCGUGUUCUGGCUAUGAAGCUUCACUUACACAGUGUGGGCACAGAGGAUUUGGGACACACGACUGUGUACACUGGGAGGAUGCUGGUGUCAUCUGUUCAGAUUCUGAAUACGGCUUCACAGCAUCCAGUCAAGAUGAGACCAGCAUCACUCUGCAGUGGAAUAAAGUGAACAACAAUAUCAGCUUUGUUCUCCAGUUUAAUGGCAGAGAGACAUUCAUCAGAGCWCCAGAUGGARAUGGACCAGUUAACCACACAGUGUCAUCUCUCACUGCUGGAACCAAAUACACAUUCACUCUGUUCUCUGUGUUAGAGAACGUUAGAAGUAGAGGAGUACAGCUGACAGCUGCCACUGCUCCUGGAAAUGCUGAUGACUUCAGAGCAUCCAGUCAAGAUGAGACCAGCAUCACUCUGCAGUGGAAUAAAGUGAACAACAAUAUCAGCUUUGUUCUCCAGUUUAAUGGCAGAGAGACAUUUAUCAAUGCACCAGAUGGAGAUGGACCAGUUAGCCACACAGUGUCAUCUCUCACUGCUGGAACCACAUACACAUUCAGUCUCUUCUCUGUGUUUAAUGAUAUCAGGAGUAGUGGAGUCAACGUUACCUCAUCUACCAGUCCUAGGCCUACAUCAUCCAGGGUUUGCAAAUGUACACUGGUAUCUGAUUCAUGUGACCAAACUUCAAGAUCUUAAAUACACAUAUUACUCCUUGUGCUAAAGCCUAAUGUCUAUAAAAAUGUAAUUGUUGUGCUGUAAUAAUUGGAUUUAAACAUGUAAUAAUUAUUUUACUUGCUACUGAGGGAUUCACCUGGAAGGCAUGCUUUAAGACAUUUAUGUCCUUGUCAAAUAUUAACUGUUUAUGUGAUUUUAUGGUCUUUUCUGAGUUCAAAAAGAAAAAAAAACAACUGUGAAUAAGUAACUUAUUUCUUGAGAUGCUUCUAAGCCUUGACUGCUAUUAAGCUUAUAAUAUUUAUAAAGUUGUAUUCAAAGUGUGCUUAAAAUGGUGUGGCUACGUUUCAUUUGAAUUCUAAGUCUUUAAAAUAAAAAA